AAAUUUAUAUAAUAUUUAUCAAUGUAAAUAUUUACUGAUGUCGGCAGAAUUAUACAAGUCUAGUACUAUGGAAAUGUAAUUACGUUUUCAAACAAAAAUAAAAUAGUGGUGCCAGUCGCUAAGGAAGGUAAAGGCAAUUAUCUCGCCGUCUACAAAUAUGCAAAAUGCAUAACUUUUGCUUACAUAUUCAGAAUGUGUUGAUUAUCCAGCAUACUGAACUGGAGGGAAAUGAGUCAUGCAAGUGAUUAUUUUCAUUAGCUAAUACAAAUAGAACCUAUAUAAACAGUUAUAAUCGCACUGAAUUACAUUUCCAGUGUCUUUUUUUUUGGUAUCUUUACCUCUUUUGUAUUUUCUAUUUAAUUUCGUUUUAUAAGCUUUAAGCCAAUAAUAAAAAUAAACGGCCGGAAUUUUGGAGUCCUGCCAAAGCGGGAAAUAAUGUAUGCGGACUUUCUGCAAUUGGCAAUACAAUUGUACAGUACGACAAAUAAUAAAAUACGUCCUCGGUGUAUACAUAGCAAAUAUUGUUGGACCGUAAACAAGAAACGAAAACCGAUAAAGAUAAUAUGAGGCAAUUUAUAUAAAUCGUGUGCAGAGCGAAUCGUCGUGCAGAUAAAGCAGCCGCCAGGGUCGAAGCGGAAGAGCAAUGCGAAGAAAGCAUCACUGAGUCUCCGAAAUCCUGAAAACCGAGCCAUCACCAUGAUCGAGGAGAGCCUGAGAUCCAGAAACAAGAGGAUCAGAGCCCCGGAUGGUGGAUGGGGUUGGGUAGUCGUCUUUGGAUCCUUCAUGAUUCACGUAAUCACUGACGGCGUAACAUAUUCCUUUGGAAUUUUCUACGACGAAUUCCUCACAUAUUUCAAUGAAGGAAAAGGUCCCACAUCAUGGAUACUUUCAAUAUUAGUUGGUGUCACCCUUUGCUCAGGUCCAAUUUCGGGAUGGAUGGUAAACCGUUGGGGAUGCAGAACAGUAACCAUAGUCGGUUCUAUAUUAGCUAGCAUAUGUAUGAUGAUUAGCAUUUGGGCGAACAGUAUUAUCAUCCUCUAUUUCACAAUUGGCAUCGGCGCGGGAUUGGGAUUUGGUUUAAUAUAUUUGCCAGCGAUUGUAAGUGUUUCAACUUACUUUGAAAGCAAAAGGAGUCUGGCCACCGGCAUUGCCGUCUGCGGAAGUGGCUUCGGGACGUUCAUCUUCGCUCCUUUAAUAACUAUAUUACUCGAGGCUUACGGAUGGAGAGGUGCCAUGCUAAUAAUAGCGGCCAUCGUCUUGACGUGCACCGUGUUUGGCAUUUUGUUCAAACCAUUGAAAGCAACGGAAAUCCUGUCAGAAAACGAUGUUAUUAUAUUGAAAUCAGCGAACGGUGAUACUAGCUUGAAUAUAAGCUCGAGCUUCAGCAAUUGCUAUUUGGCAUCGUCCAGUGGCAAUACGAUGCAAAGGGCUUGGAGCUCUGGCGAUAUCAAUGAUAAAUUAACGAAGUACGGUACGAUCGGAAAUGAAAUUUUCAUUAGUUCCACAAAAUCCGAAGGGUAUACGAAUAAACGAUUUCCAAAUCUUGCCGCACGGCCAGAUCUGAUCUACCAAGGAAGUCUAUAUAACAUCCCUUUGCUCGCAACAAGUACGAAAUCCAUUGAAGAAUCCAAAGACAGUGGUAUUAGAGACAUGCUGAAUUUGAAUCUUUUGAAAGAUCCGAUAUUCAUCGUAUUCUCAAUAAGUAAUUUCUUGACAAGUAUUGGAUUUAAUGUUCCAUACGUUUACAUAGUUUCAAGAGCAAAGAGCAUGGGAAUUAGCAGCCAACAAGCUGGUUUAAUUUUAGCCGUAAUCGGAAUUGCUAACACAAUCGGAAGAAUCAUUUUGGGUUACUUUUCUGAUAAAGUUUGGGUCAACAGGCUCAUCGUCUAUAAUGUUUGCCUCACUAUUUGCGGUAUUGCUACUGCUCUCAGCUGCUUUUGUUUUGAUUUCUACUCACUGGCGUUCUACGGGUCUGUUUUCGGCUUCACAAUUGGAGCAUACGUUGGCCUAACGUCGGUUAUCCUGGUUGAUCUUUUAGGAUUGGAUAACUUGACAAACGCCUUCGGUCUUUUGCUAUUAUUCCAAGGAAUCGCCUCGCUGAUCGGACCACCAAUAGCAGGUUGGCUCUACGAUUACGUGAAUUCGUAUGAUCCGGGAUUUUAUGUAGCUGGAGUUACAAUUGCUUUAAGUGGUAUCAUCUUAUUUAUUAUACCCUGUUUACAAAAAUCACUGGAGAAAAAGAAGCAUGACCAGAGGGAGUAUCUACUGUAGAUUAACAUCAAUUUAAGUAUU
Messenger RNA from Nicrophorus vespilloides, 2292 nucleotides. It is a transcript of the gene Mct1, whose product is annotated as monocarboxylate transporter 12. The record is from RefSeq and is a predicted model, not a curated record. The transcript has 6 exons. Bases 697 to 2271 code for a protein of 524 amino acids. Gene Ontology annotation, biological process: monocarboxylic acid transport; transmembrane transport. Lineage: Eukaryota; Metazoa; Arthropoda; Insecta; Coleoptera; Silphidae. Gene Ontology annotation, molecular function: monocarboxylic acid transmembrane transporter activity.